CAGACAGAUGUUCAAGCACAACCUUUUUUGUUUUUUUAAAGCGGAAAUAAAAAAUAACUCUCGUCCACCGUCGGAACUUAUCAGUGUGACAUCCAGCGGAAGUAAACAACACAAGCGCCUGUAUCGUCAGCUGCUCGCACGUGUGGAGCUGGCUGUAAAAAACGAUAUUGUAGACGUUGCGGAGGUAAUUAUUCCAACAAUGUCCUCAGUUGAGUCUUUGAGAGAGUUUGUCACCGAGCGACUCACUGCCGCUGCUCAAGAAAUAUUCGGAGUCUUUGAAAAAACUAUCUUCCAGUACGAGGAAGAGGUCGACCGUCAGCGCAGACUGCUGGAUGUCGUUUGGAAACCUGCAAUAAAGCUACACAGGAUAGAGCUCCCAAAGCAACAUGUCUGUGAGGAGGAGGAGGUUCUCUCUGACCAGCAGCUCUGUGUUCAGGAGAGGAACUCCAGUCUGGACCAAGAGGACCCAGAGCCUCCACAGGUUAAAGAGGAACAGGAGGAACCCUGCACCAGUCAGGAGGGAGAGCAGCUUGAACUGAAGCAGGAGACUGAGACCUUUGUGUUGACUCCUAGUGAUGAGGAAAGUGACCACGGUAAAGAUCAGACUCUGAACAUGAGUAACGAUGAAAAUCAGAGUGUGGUGGAAGAAACACCUCUAGGCUACACUUCAGUUGAAAGCUCUGUAGUACCGGAACCAAACGAGGACCACCAGCUCCUCUCACACAACUCUCAUGCAGAUAAAGGCCAAGAUCAGAAAGGAGGCGAGCAUGGAUCCUCUGAAUCCACUAGUAAUGCAGAGCCAAAACCGUUACUCCAGUGUGACACAUGUGGGAAAGAAUUCAAGUUUAAGUCUAUUUUUUACAGACAUCUGAGAACACACACAGGUGAGAAGCCACAUUCUUGCAAAACAUGUGGAAACAGUUUUCAAUGUAAUAGUCACUUGGUCGUCCACAUGAGAACACACACAGGUGAGAAGCCACAUUCUUGCAACGUAUGUGGGAAACGAUUCAUUCAGAAAUCAGCAUUGAAACUUCAUUUGGCGAUCCACACAGGUGAGAAGCCACAUUCUUGCAAAACAUGUGGAAACACUUUUCGAUGGAAUAGUCAGUUGGUGGUCCACAUGAGAACACACACAGGUGAGAACAUGAAGCCACAUUCUUGCAAAACAUGUGGAAACAGUUUUCAAUGUAAUAGUCACUUGGUCGUCCACAUGAGAACACACACAGGUGAGAAGCCACAUUCUUGCAACGUAUGUGGGAAAGGUUUCAUGACGAAAUCCGCAUUGAAACUUCAUAUGAUGAUCCAUACAGGUGAGAAGCCACAUUCUUGCAACGUAUGUGGGAAACGAUUCAUUCAGAAAUCAGCAUUGAAACUUCAUUUGGCGAUCCACACAGGUGAGAAGCCACAUUCUUGCAAAACAUGUGGAAAACUUUGGUGGUCCACAUAUGAAUAG
Molecule: messenger RNA, 1453 nt
Organism: Anoplopoma fimbria (sablefish)
Lineage: Eukaryota; Metazoa; Chordata; Actinopteri; Perciformes; Anoplopomatidae
Product: zinc finger protein with KRAB and SCAN domains 8-like
Exons: 2
Coding region: 8-1453 (481 amino acids)
Biological process (GO): regulation of transcription by RNA polymerase II
Cellular component (GO): transcription regulator complex; PcG protein complex
Molecular function (GO): DNA-binding transcription factor activity, RNA polymerase II-specific; RNA polymerase II cis-regulatory region sequence-specific DNA binding
Source: RefSeq, a predicted model, not a curated record